AUGAGCUCACAAAGAGGCAGUUUCGGUCAUACCGACCCGAACUUUCCCCCACCAACAGGUAGAUGGGACACGCCAGUCAUCAUCUACGGCUACACUCCGUCCAUCGCCCUCGCUGCCCUGGCCGCCGCACUCUUUUUCAUCCUGCUUGUCAUCCAUACAUGGCAGGUCACUCGCUACCGCAGCUGGUACUUCGUCACCUUCCCCGUCGGCCUCCUCUUCGAAAUUGUCGGUUAUGUUGCGCGUUCGCUGUCUGCGAAAAAGAAUCCUUAUAAUCUCAUCUACUUCAUCCUCAACUACUUUUUCAUCGUCACGGCCCCCGUCUUUCUUGCCGCAGGCAUCUACACGAUUCUUUCCGCUCUCAUCCACCGCCUCGGCCGCCAGUUCUCACCGUUGCCCCCUAAGUUUGUCUUAUGGUUCUUCAUUACCUCCGAUGUCAUCGCAACUAUUACCCAGGUCUCGGGUGCCGCAUUGAUUGGCGUGAAGCAGUCGAAGCGCGAGGAUCCGACGACGGCGAAUAAUAUCCUGUUGGGAGGUUUGGCGUAUCAGGUCUUUGCUAUUGGGUGUUUCGUUAUCACGACGGCGGUAUUCAUCUUUAGGGCUAGGAACGUUAUCAAGGAGCACAGACUGACGACAUUUGUUGCUGCCUUUUCGGCGGCCACUCUGCUUGUCUACCUGCGUACUUGUUUCCGGCUUGCAGAGACUGCCGAGGGUCUAGGCGGUCACCUUUACACGAACGAGGUCUUCUUUGGUGUCCUGGAGUUCGCGCCGGUGGUGUUGGCGGUGAUGCUGUUCGCGGUGUGGCACCCUGGCAGAUGCGUGGCCAAGAAGGUUUCAGGCAACCUCGGGGACGUCGAGAAGUCGCGAACCCAUAGUCACGAUUCUGUUCAGAAGUAG
Molecule: messenger RNA, 894 nt
Organism: Colletotrichum truncatum
Lineage: Eukaryota; Fungi; Ascomycota; Sordariomycetes; Glomerellales; Glomerellaceae
Product: rta1 domain-containing protein
Cellular component (GO): membrane
Source: RefSeq, a predicted model, not a curated record